AUGGCUAACGGUGUUACAACUGAAUGGGAUGACAUCCAAAGAAAGCUUGGUAAUUUUGAAUAGUUACCUGUAGUCCCCAAGCAAUCAGAAUUGAACUAGCAAGCUCAAGAAAAGCUUUUAGAAGUAGGUAAAUAGAUGAAAAGAGAUGGAGAUGAGGAUAAUCUAAGUGAUCUCUUAGAUGAGUUCGAAGAUGACGAUUUUAUGAAAGAAUAUCAAAGGAAGAGAAUGGAAGAAUUGUAAGAAGUAGCUAAGAAACCUCAUUUUGGAUCAGUUUACGAAAUUUCAAAAGAUCAGUAUGUAGAAUAAGUAACAAAUGCUCCUGCAGAGAGUUGGGUUGUUUUACAUUUAUACAAUGACUCAAAUGAGUACUGCCUUUUAGUUAACUAAUACUUUACAAGAUUAGCAGCUGAGUAUCCUCUGGUUAAAUUCAUUAAAAUCGUAGCAACAAAGUGUGUUGAAAAUUUCCCUGAAAGUAACUGUCCAUGUUUUAUUAUAUACAAAGCUGGAAAGAUGGUCUAAACCUUCCAUAGCAUAGAUAAAUUUUUGGGAAGAGUUACAAAAGAAACUAUUGAAAGAUUUUUACAUCAACACUCUAUUAUUUAUAAUGAAAAAUUUGUUCAAUAAGAUUAAGAAGUAGAAGAAUAUAGAGAUAUCCUUAACAACCCCUUUAAAAGAGGUAACGGUACAGGUUAUAUGGAUAAGAUCGAUGAUAGAGAAUAUAGUAAUAGCGAUAUAAAAAAGUUAAAGUUUUGA
Molecule: messenger RNA, 753 nt
Organism: Tetrahymena thermophila SB210
Lineage: Eukaryota; Ciliophora; Oligohymenophorea; Hymenostomatida; Tetrahymenidae
Product: phosducin-like protein
Exons: 2
Biological process (GO): protein folding
Cellular component (GO): cytoplasm
Source: RefSeq, a predicted model, not a curated record